Molecule: messenger RNA, 1390 nt
Organism: Prosopis cineraria
Lineage: Eukaryota; Viridiplantae; Streptophyta; Magnoliopsida; Fabales; Fabaceae
Product: transcription factor IBH1
Exons: 1
Coding region: 328-891 (187 amino acids)
Biological process (GO): regulation of DNA-templated transcription
Source: RefSeq, a predicted model, not a curated record
CACCCCCAAUAUUAUAACUCUCUCUCUCUCUCUCUCUCUCUCUCUCUCUCUCUCGGGCUUUCAGUUUGUACUUUGAAAUAAGAGAGGAGGACCCUUUUGUUUUGUGUCACAAGCAAAUCCCAACUUCCAAUCCAAACUGAGAAAAAGUGAUUUGUGUCAGAGUUUGUUGUACUAGGAUAAGAAUCCCCGCCACACACCCAGAUUUUAACUUCUCUUAGCUUUCUCUUUGCCUUCUGGUUUUUCCUUUUCUUUCCUUUCUCUUUACCGUUUUUGGUUUAGGAUCUCCGCUCUUCCUUGUACGUAUUUUCACGUGCCCACAGCACAGCCAUGACACCACGCGAAGGCACCAUCUUCACCGCCAAUCCUCUUACUAAGAUGAAUUUUGCUCGCAGAUUUUUGAGAUCCUUGUCCAGGAUGAGGAAGGCCGGACCGUCUUCAGUAUGCGUGAUGAGAAAGCGAAGCGAGAGAAUAAAGAUGGCGGCUUAUUGGUGUAUGGCUCGUGCAGUUGGGCCGAGGAGGGCUUGGAGCCGAGCCAUUCUGAUGAAGCUGAGCCGAAGGAGACGACAUCACCAUCAUUUCUCGAUGAUGAUGGCGAGGAGAAGGAUGAGGGGAAAGAUCAUCAGUAGUAGAUCAAGAUGGUCAUCAGGUAAGAUCAAUAAGACGAAUAAGAAGAAGAAGAAGAAUAGAACUGGUGAUUCUCGUCCUCAUGAUGAAGAUGACGAUGACGAUGACGAUGGGCUCAUGAAAAGGCAGACAGACAAACUAAGAGAAGUAGUGCCGGGAGGGAAGCUGAUGGAUAUUUGCAACUUAUUGGAGGAAACUGCUCAUUUUGUGACUUGCCUUGCUUCCCAGGUUCACGUCAUGCAAACCAUAGCUCAUCACUCUUCCUAGUGACUCUUCAUCAUUCCUUCAUAUGAAGGUGAUGAUCGUGACAAGCAUCUCACAGACAUGAAUUGAAAAUGGAAGAUUUUGGAAUUUAUUAAGCUGAUGCCAUGAUCAUGAUCAGAUGGAGGGGAAGGGGGCCGAUAUAUACAUCACAGGUAUAUAUUAGUUGCUUACACAUCUCUGACAAGGAUAUCAUCAUCGUAAGGAUACAUACAUACAUGCAUACAUAUUCCUUAUAUAAUUUCAGCCGUAAUAAUAUAUAUGCCUCUUCAUCACGGGUAAAUGCUACACACACUUACGCAAAUCUCUCUCUCAUAAAAUUAGAAUUUGGUGGGAUCUGUUGAAUACAUGUAUUGGGCGUUUGUGGUAAGAUAAUAUAUGUGAGAGAGGGGUAGAGAGAGAGAGAUGCAUGAAUAUAUCUAUUGGUUCGUGUAUUUGAUGCACAUCCUUUGUAUUCUCUCUAACACAGUUAUUUAAUUAAUUUUGAGAUUGUUGUUUAAUUAGU